Messenger RNA from Solanum verrucosum, 1512 nucleotides. Its product is annotated as probable pectate lyase 5. The record is from RefSeq and is a predicted model, not a curated record. The coding region runs from base 1 to 1512 and encodes 503 amino acids. Lineage: Eukaryota; Viridiplantae; Streptophyta; Magnoliopsida; Solanales; Solanaceae. Gene Ontology annotation, molecular function: pectate lyase activity. The transcript has 5 exons.
AUGUUUUCUAAUACUUUCAUUCUCUCUUUUUCAUUCUUCUUAAUCUUGUCAUUUUCUUCACUAAUUAUAGCUACUUUCAAUAAUCUUACACUUCCUCAUCAACAUCCUUUUCCUGAAUCUAUUGUUCAACAAGUAAACAGGAGGAUCAAUGAAUCCAUAUCAAGAAGGCAAAUAUUUGAUACAACAGUAAUAAAUUACCAAUGUCUAACGGGCAAUCCGAUCGACGACUGUUGGAGGUGCGACCCGAAUUGGGUCAACAACCGCCAGCAGCUCGCGGAUUGCGCCAUUGGGUUUGGUCACGGUGCAGUCGGAGGGAAAGGUGGCCGGUACUACUUGGUUAGCGAUCCCUCCGACUUUGACACCGUGAAUCCUACCCCUGGAACCCUCCGGCACGCAGUGAUCCAGGAGGAGCCCCUCUGGAUCACCUUUGCCGGAGACAUGAUCAUAAGGCUCAAACACGAGCUUAUGAUCAACAAUUACAAGACCAUAGACGGACGUGGCGUGAACGUCCACGUCACGGGUGGUGGAUGUAUAACAUUACAAUAUGUUACAAAUGUGAUUAUACAUAAUAUACAUAUAUACAAUUGUGUACCAUCAGGUAAUAGUAACAUAAGACAAAGUACAACACAAGUUGGAUGGAGAGGAAUGUCUGAUGGUGAUGGAAUAUCAAUUUAUAGUUCAAGAAAUAUUUGGAUUGAUCAUUGUGCUUUGUCUCAUUGUACUGAUGGCUUAAUUGAUGCUAUCAUGGGAUCAACUGCUAUUACUAUAUCUAAUAGUUAUUUCACUCACCAUGACAAAGUUAUGCUUUUGGGACACGACGAUCGAUACGUACCCGAUGUUGGUAUGCAGGUGACAAUAGCAUUUAAUCAUUUUGGAGAAGGAUUAGUACAAAGAAUGCCAAGGUGUAGAAGAGGUUAUAUACAUGUAGUAAACAAUGAUUUUACAGAAUGGCAAAUGUAUGCAAUUGGUGGAAGUGCUAAUCCCACAAUUAAUAGCCAAGGCAAUCGUUUUACUGCACCAACAGAUCCAAAUGCCAAAGAGGUGACGAAGCGUGUGGACGUGGACGAGAGGGAUUGGACAGAGUGGAACUGGAGGACAGAAGGGGAUGAAAUGGUAAAUGGAGCAUAUUUUGUUCCUUCAGGUGAUGGAAUUAGCAACCAAUAUGCCUUGGCAUCAAGCAUGGAGCCUAAAUCUGCAUUUCUCAUUGAUCAACUCACCAUGAAUGCUGGUGUUAUUAGUGUCCCCAGGGAUACCACUGUGGCCAUGUCAUUUGGUGGGAGAACCAGAACAACCAUUACCGCCAACCAGAGCAGCAGUGUUAGACCUUCAAGGUCUAACGAUGGUGAUGGCGGUUUCUUAGAAAAGGUAUUUGGGAGCGUUGCAUCAGCAGGAUCAUCAACAUCAUCACCUUCAAGUUCAACCACCAACAUCUUGUUUUCUCUUCUAAUUUUGUAUAUAAUCACCAACAAUGUUGGGCUAUUAACAUUACCAUUAUCACUCAUACUACAGUAA